ACGUGUUUGACUAGGUCGCCACCCCAUCCAAUACGAUUGCUCUGACAACUUUAGAAUAGAAACACAAAUAGACGCCUUCUUUGAAUUUAAAAAAACACAAAGCAAGCACUCAUUUAAAUCUCUGCAGCAGCCUCCACCUUCACCAUCGCAACAUGGCCACCAUCCAGUGCGCCGCGACCACCAUACUCCUCCUCCUCCUCUUCACAUCCUCCAUCCCAAAAUCACACUCCCAACAAGAGUACGUAAACAACAAGCAACUAGACUGCGACAACGAAUUCAACUCCACAAAAGGAAACAUCUGCAACGGUGUUUCUACCUCUUGCACUUCAUACCUCACCUUCAAAUCAUCCCCACCCGAAUACGCUACACCCUCCUCCAUCUCAUACCUCCUCAAUUCCACCCCCUCCCUCAUCGCCGCCGCCAACAACAUCACCGACGUCGAGUCCGUCGCCGCCGACACCCUCCUCACCGUGCCCAUCAACUGCUCCUGCUCCGGCCCCUACUACCAGCACAACGCCUCCUACUCCAUCAAGAUCCUAGGCGAAACCUACUUCACCAUCGCCAACAACACCUACCAGUCCCUCACCACGUGUCAAGCCCUCAGGGCCCAAAACCGCUUCAACGAUCGCAACCUCACCAAAGGUCUCAACUUGCACGUGCCCCUCAGGUGCGCCUGCCCCACGGAGAAACAGCGGCAAGCAGGCUUCAACUACUUGCUCACGUAUUUGGUCUCUAAGGGGGAAUCCAUUUCUUCCAUUGGAGAAAUUUUCGGCGUCGAUGAACAGAGCAUUCUCGACGCAAAUGAACUUUCUGCAAACUCCGUUAUUUUCUACUUUACACCCAUUUCAGUUCCUUUGAAGACAGAGCCACCCGCGAAAAUACAGAGAGGAGCAACUCCGCCGGAGGAUUCUCCGCUGCCGCCGCCGCCGCCUCCGGCAGCGGACGGAGAUUCUGACUCUUCCAAGAAAUGGGUCAUUGUAGGAAUCGUGGUUGGGGUUGUUCUGUUGCUUCUUGUGGGUGUUGCUCUGUUUUUCCUCUGCCGGAGGCAGAGGAAAAAGAAAAACGAAGCAACACCACCGGCGAAGCCUUUCUCGGCUUCUACCACGACGGAGACAAGUAAAAAGGUGUUGGAUUCUAUUCCAACGUCGCAAUCAUGGUCUCUUUCUUCGGAAGGAGUUCGCUACAUGAUUGAGUCGGUGAGUGUGUACAAGUUCGAGGAGUUGCAGCAGGCGACGGGGUUCUUCAGUGAAGAGAAUAAGAUAAAGGGUUCUGUUUAUAGGGCUUCUUUCAAGGGUGAUCAUGCUGCGGUGAAGGUUCUCAAAGGGGAUGUGUCUGGCGAGAUUAACAUUCUGAAGAGGAUUAACCACUUCAACAUUAUAAGGUUGUCUGGUUUUUGUGUUUACAAAGGCGACACUUAUCUUGUGUACGAGUUCGCGGAGAAUGAUUCUCUCGAGGAUUGGCUUCACAAUGAUAGUAAGAAGUACGUGAAUUCGGUGUCUCUGAGUUGGGUGCAGAGGGUUCAGAUUGCUCAUGAUGUUGCUGAUGCUCUUAACUACCUUCAUAAUUACACUAGUCCUCCUCAUGUGCAUAAGAAUUUGAAGAGUGGGAAUGUGCUUUUGGAUGGGAAUUUUAGGGCUAAGAUUUCGAAUUUUGGGUUGGCGAGAGCUGUGGAGGAUCGAGGGGAUGAUGGGGGGUUUCAAUUGACGAGGCAUGUGGUGGGGACUCAAGGGUACAUGGCUCCUGAGUAUAUUGAAAAUGGUUUGAUUACUCCAAAGAUGGAUGUUUUUGCAUUUGGGGUUGUGGUUUUGGAGCUUCUUUCUGGGAGAGAGGCUAUUGUUAGGGAUAAGAAUGGAACUGGGCAGCAAAUGCUGUCGGGAAUUGUGAAUCAGGUGCUUGAAGGAGAAAAUGUUAGGGAGAAACUUGGAGGUUUCAUGGAUCCAAACUUGAGGGGUGAGUAUCCUUUAGAUUUGGCUUACUCCAUGGCCGAGCUUGCCAAACUCUGUGUUGCUCAUGACCUCAAUUCCAGGCCACAGAUUUCUGAAGUUUUCAUGACUUUGUCCAAGAUUCAAUCCUCUUCGUUGGAUUGGGAUCCGUCUGAUGAUCUUGAACGGUCUAGAUCUGUUAGCCAAACAUCUGAUAGCAGAUAUAGAUGAGUUUGCAUGGCAGUUGGCAUUGUGGUAUUGCCCAAUUGCUUCUAUAGAACAAGAGUUUUUUUAAAAUUUGUAUAUUAGGAGUUUUCGCUGGCCUCUGUUGUAUCACGUGGAUUGAUGACUGCUACUACACAUUGAAGUCCACCCUUACAAAUUUCAACAUGUUAUUCUUUAACAUAAUUAGUGAUUCAAUAAAUGAUAUUGUCCAAUGAUUAAUGAUGUAUAAACGAGAACGAAUACAGAAAAGGAUUUCAACUUUAUCAUUUUCUGCUUGUCUUGUUUGUUUUCUAUUUCUUCACCUGUAAAAUUCUUUUGAUAUUUUACUUCAGUCUCAAUCUGUGAAAUGUGAUAGUGGAAGAGAACUUAAGCCAAUAAUAUAAAGGUUGUUCUCCAAUAAAUAAUUUACUUUGUUUUUUGUUUA
Cajanus cajan (pigeon pea) is the source of this 2571-nucleotide messenger RNA. The record is from RefSeq and is a predicted model, not a curated record. NCBI's taxonomy places the organism in Eukaryota, Viridiplantae, Streptophyta, Magnoliopsida, Fabales, Fabaceae.